Messenger RNA from Acanthochromis polyacanthus (spiny chromis), 5166 nucleotides. RefSeq names its product renin binding protein (gene renbp). The record is from RefSeq and is a predicted model, not a curated record. Gene Ontology annotation, molecular function: N-acylglucosamine 2-epimerase activity; peptidase inhibitor activity. Bases 339 to 1376 code for a protein of 345 amino acids. Gene Ontology annotation, biological process: N-acetylmannosamine metabolic process; N-acetylglucosamine metabolic process; carbohydrate metabolic process. The transcript has 11 exons. NCBI's taxonomy places the organism in Eukaryota, Metazoa, Chordata, Actinopteri, Pomacentridae.
CCCUUCAUAAUAUGAAAGGAAGCCGUGUGUGGCUUUGGAACCAGAGGAAAUCCCAAAUCCUUGAUCAAACUCCACACGAAGCUAGCUGCUACCGAUUGUUGCAUUUGAAAACUGAGCUAGCUUCUAAACACGACAGCAGCUGUUUUGCUUGAACAAUAUCUGACGUCAAGCUGGAGGAGUGUCGAAAGCGUAUUCGUUCACAGCUGGACAGCGUGGUGGACUUCUGGCUUAAAUACUCUCAUGACACUGUGGAUGGAGGCUUCUUCACGUGUCUUGGGAGGGAUGGAAGUGUUUAUGAUAAACAGAAGUACGUCUGGCUGCAGGGCAGACAGGUGUGGAUGUAUUGUCGGCUGUACCGAACCAUGGAUCGUUUCCACAAGCCUGAAAUCCUUGUAGCAGCAAAAGCUGGAGGUGAAUUCCUGAGAAAGUUUGCUCGUGUGUCCAGGGACAGUGGUAAGUGGAAAUGUGCCUUCUGCUUAACAAGCGAUGGUAAAGCAGUCAAAGUUCAGAGGACCAUCUUCAGUGAGUGUUUCUACAUUAUGGCCAUGGACGAACUCAGCAGGGUCACCGGUGACAAGGACAUGCAGCUUGAGGCUGAGCAGAUGAUGGAGCAGCUGAUCUACUGGGUCCAGGUGGACUCUUCAGGCCUGGGCCGGCCCCAGCUUCCAGGAGACGUUCCCACCAACAGCAUGGCAGUUCCCAUGAUGCUGUUGUGUUUAGUGCAGCAGCUAACUGAAGGUCGGGGUCAGGACGUGGUUCAGAAGUACAAAGAAGUGGAACAGUGGUGUGUGCAGCAAAUUCUACAUCAUGUCCAGAGAGCUGGGACGGCUAUUUUAGAGAAUGUUUCAGUAGACGGGACGGAGCUGCCGGGUUGUUCAGGACGAGUUCAGAAUCCAGGUCAUGCCCUGGAAGCGGGCUGGUUCCUGCUUCAGUACAGUGCAGAGCGCGGCGAUGAGAAGAUCCAGGAAACUGCCAUCAACAAGUUUAUGGAGCUCCCUUUUCAGUGUGGCUGGGAUGAAAAGCACGGUGGUCUCUUCUACUUCCUGGAUGUGGAUGGUCACUGCCCCACACAGCUGGAGUGGAGUAUGAAGCUGUGGUGGCCUCACUGUGAGGCUCUCAUUGCCUUCCUCAUGGCCUACAGUCAGACCAAGAAGCCUGAGCUGCUGGAGAGGUUCUUUCAAGUUUAUGACUACACUUUCACCCAUUUCCCUGAUGCUCAGAGUGGUGGGUGGUUUGGCUAUUUGACACAAGAAGGGAAAGUCGCACUGGAUUUUAUUGGAGGCCCAUUUAAAGGGUUCUUCCAUGUGCCUCGCUGCCUGUACAUGUGUGAGCGUAUUCUGGACGAUCUGCUGGCAAACAAAGACAGAACAGUCUGAUGGGAAUGUUCUGAUAAAGGGAUCUAGUCUGACCUGUGGGUCUUUGGACUAAACCACAAGUAAUCAGCAUGCAAAGCAUAAUUGCACAAACUUUUAAGCAUAGGCCACUGUAAAGCAGUUUUAUCUGGUCGCUCAUGAAAUUUAUUGGGAAAUUGCGUUACAAUACCACUACAUAAAAAAGUGUCCUUCUUUACAUAUCUUCUGGCCAUCAGGGACAAUUUGCACUUGAGGUAAGAUGCUUUCCUGGGCAGAUAAAAUCAUGUUUUUCUGAUUCUACACCUGCCUAAUAUCUUGUUUUUUUUUCUCCCAAAGUUAGAUCGCCUGCUGUUUGUUAAGUUUGUACUGUAGAUUUCUCUGGUUUGUGGCUGAAAUGUUCAACAGACUUUAAAUAAUAAUGUUUCAGGUGUCAGCUAUGAGAGCUGACAGGCUUUAACAGUCACACUGCCGUCUAUAUGCAUUUUAGAUUUACCAGUUUGUUUUCUCUUGCUUAGCAAGAGGUGUGACCUUUGGUGAGGCAAAAACAUUACCACUAAAAACAAAUGUAUGUUUAAUAUGUGGCUUCUCUAUGCAUACUUUAAAUACUUUUUAUUGUCUCAUCCUAAUCGUUCCACUAAUCGUUCCACUUUAUGACAACUUUACCAGUUUUUUUUUAAAGCGUCUGUUUUUCUAGCAUAUUGAUGAUCAAGUCCAAGUUAAAAUUACAUGCCAGUAAAUGAACUGUAUAUUGAAAUAUGACAACUGAUGAUUAAAUGUUCAGUGUGAUGCAUACAAAUUAUUUCAUUGAAUUCAUGUUUUAAUGGCAUUGAAGCUUCAGAUAUGACAACAGGUGACUGAUAUGUGAAGCCAGUGCUCCUAGAAAACAAGGUUUGGUAGUGAGGAGCUGAUCUACUUCAAUAUACAGCAGAAGUCAGUUAAGGAGUUAUUUUCACUUUCAGUUUAAGACUGCACAAAGUUUAUUGUUCAUUUUGGCCAGUUGGGGGCAGAACUCAAAUAUAAAGCUGAAAACCUCACAUGUAACACUUUAUAGAGGGUGAUAUACUUGCUAUAAAAUAGUUUUUUUUUUUUUUUAACCCUGCCAAGGAAUGCAGAGGAGUUACAGUUUUGAGACAGGUUCUCAUUCAUUUGAAUGAGAACCCGUUUCACAACUUUUGACAGGGGGUGAAUGUGACGGUCGGAGUUGGUUUGUGUGUCUGUUUGUCUGUUUGCAACAUUACUCGAAAACGGACAACCAUCCAUCCAUUGUCUAUACACCGCUUUAUCCUCACUAGGGUCACGGGGGUGCUGGAGCCUAUCCCAGCUGACUCGGGCGAACCCUGGACAGGUCGAACGGACAAACAGAUUUGGAUUAAAUUUUCAGGGAAGCUCAGAAAUGAUACAAGCACCACCUGAGUAGAUUUUGGCAGUCAUGCAGCUUAUAGUCUGGAUCCACAGAUUUGUUAAAGAUUUCUGUAUCAUUGUGAGAUAGCAGUGGGUUAGAGCAGCUGUGGCCCUAUCAGUAACUGAAUUAGAUCGGUCAAGUGUGUCCAGCUGCAGCCUCAGACUGUAGAGUUGCAGGUCCCACUUGGAAACAAUGCUACAGUGACUGAGGAAGACAGGACACCACAACAUCUUCUACAACUAGAAUAGUAAUGCACUCUGUGACUCUUUUUUUGUGGCUAUCAUAAUGGAGGCACAAAAAAAAUCAUUAUCUAUGCACCGCUUAAUCUUCAUUAGGGUCCCAGCUGACUGAGGGUGAAGGCAGGAGACACCUGGACAGGUCACCAGGCUAUCACAGGGUUACUUAUAGAGACAAACAAUCACACUCACAUUCACACCUAUGAACAAUUUGGAAUUAUCAAUUAACUUCAGCGUGUCAAACUGGGGAUCUUCUACCUGUAAGGCGAAAGUGCUCACCACCAAUCCACUCCCAUACUGUUCUUCAUAGUUAUUUUAAAACUGCUUAUGAAAGACUACAGGCUCUUGCUUUGAAAUAUUGAAUUCCACACACAUAGGAUUGAGAUCAACAAAUGCAUUUUGAGUCACUAACAGAAAAACGUUAUUUACAGUCACAGGACACCCAUGUGAAGGACCUGACCAAAUAUUUUCCCUCCCCAUUUGAGAAAUAUUAGUAAACAGAGAUUUGUAGUUACAACUGUUGAGCUGGAGGUGAUUAUACAUACUUUUAUCUCAGCUCACAUUGACUGCUGUAAUGCACUUUUUAUCCCCCACCGCCCGUAGGCACGGAGGGGGAUAUUGGCGUGGGCACGUCCGUCCGUCCGUAUGUCCGUACGUACGUCCACAUUUCGUUUCCGGAGCAUAUCUCAGAAACUACUUGAGGGAUUUCAUUCAUAUUGCACCCAGGCCAUCUCUAUAUAGUAUAGAUGUGCCUUUUGGGGUGUAUGACCUUGACCUGAUUUUCAAGGUCAUUGUGAGGCACUUCAAAUAUUUUUUUGUUUCCGGAGCAUAUCUGAGAAACCAGUUGAAGGUUUUCCUUCAUAUUGCACACACUAAGCCUGUUAGUAAUGGAGAUGUGCUUUUUCGGGUGCAUGACCUUGACCUUAUUUUCAAGGUCAUUGUGAGGCACUUCAAAUAUUUUUUGAUUCUGUUUCUGGAGCGUAUGUCAGAAACUACCUGAAGGAUUUCAUGCACAUUGCACCAACGCCACCUGUGCAUAAUGUAGAUCUGCCUUUUUUGGUGUAUGACCUUGACCUGAUUGUUUUUGUUGUAGUGAAGAUGUAUCAUUUUGUAGGUGUAUCGUCCAGUAUAUAUUAUUAUUUCUUGCACUUAGAGGCACUAUAUAUAAGGCGGGGGAUGUUUUAAGCGGAGCGUGUUUAUUUCCUCUCUUAGUAUUUCUGCUCUAAAUCAUCUGAUCCCUUCACUGGCUCCCUGAGUAGUUAAUUGUUUUUUAUUUUACAUAUGAGAUACUGUCCAACUUAGAGGGACUACUGUAAGGCUGUACACUAUUUAAAUACGUGACAUUGCACAGGGUGUGCUCAUUUCAGUUGUACAUUCCUAAACUUUUGGUGAUGCUGCAACUCUGGUUUUGAGGCUAAUUUCUCAGAAUAUUUGAAUAGUUCAUUAGAAUUUUUGGACCCUUUUUCACUGCACCAAAACAGUAAUAAAUUCGAUGACCAGACUGUACAUCAGUAACAUCAGGAGGAUAAAAAUAUCUUCUUGCUUCAUGCUUGGACUGUUUGACUGCUGGCUUUUGGAAAUGACCAAACAUCAUCCUCUUAUUAAGAGAUUAAAACUUGUAGGGACUGAAACACCAGAAUACACACCGGCAGUGAUUCUUUCCUUCAGUCAAGGCACAAACACGUACACAUUUUUGGAUUUAAUUUAUUAAGGUGACAAUUCCUAUAUUACACAUCUUUAAUUUACAUCAGAAAUUAAACAGGAAAAGAAAAUAGAGUGUUACCAUAAACCUCUUAUUAAAACCUUUCUUUUACAAAAGAAAAUUUGUUAUUGACACCAUUUACAGAUUCUUUUCAUAUACAGGAGAGUGACAGUGGUUUAGUUUGACGUGGAGGAUCCUUCAAACAAGAUUAAAAAAAACACACAAAAAAAGAGCGGUGAAUUAUGAUAUUUACAUAAUUGCUUAACUAAUAUAUCCCCAAGAUCUUAAUGUGUGAACGACCCAAACAAGAUUAAAACAGCAUCCUGCAUCGGGGUAACAAUCUUAGGCAAAACUGUAAAUAGGCAACUUUACCAAUCACCAGCAUACAUUCAUUAUUUUAACUUUGUCUCAGUAGUUGCUAUGGAAACAGGCUUCCACACUGGGCAGGUCCUUGGAAGAAGAAAAAAGAAAAGA